AUGAUAGAAAAAGAAGAAGAACUUCAUUGUUCUUUAAACAUAAACUUCCAAUCCUUAUGGUUGCUUUUGAUACAACUUUAAAAAGGAAUGAGAGACUUUAUGCUGUUGAUGCAUGGAAAAUCUUGGAUCAAAAGCGCAACUAAUGAGUUUCAAAAAAGUUGUAGAGAUUCUAGUGGAAAAUCAAAAAUUGAAGUAUGAAUCGGUUGAGAAUGUGAUAAUGAUCAGCCUCAAAAGAAUUGAAAAACUCUAACAAAAUCUUGUUUCAUUAAAAUUUGAAAUUAGUUAAUAAUUAGAUUAAUUAAUCAGAAAUGUUGAUGAAUAGAAAAAUCAUAUAAUACAAACUGGAUAAUAAAAUGUUGCCUAUAGGUUUUAUGAUGAAUUGGAUAAUCUAGUUAAGGAAAAAAGAUAGGAAAUAUCAAUGAAACACAGGAGAUUACAAGAGAGCAAAUAUUAAUAAGAUAAAUUAUGA
Paramecium octaurelia is the source of this 469-nucleotide messenger RNA. NCBI's taxonomy places the organism in Eukaryota, Ciliophora, Oligohymenophorea, Peniculida, Parameciidae. The record is from the annotation of a GenBank genome assembly.